ACUAGUAUAGCUAUACAUAAUAUAUAUCUUCCAUUGUUCAUGGCUGUUUGGAGCAUCGCUCGCACCCGUUUGUGUUCACCUCAUCUCUAUAACUAUUCUCAUUUACCAAGUAGUAGUUUGCAACGCUCUGUAAUGUACCAUAAAUUCAUGUAAGUAUAACGGUUUUUAUACCUUACGGUAGAACCUAAGUUUACAUCCCCCUUCCCUCCCCUUUUUGCCUUAAUUUCAGUGAUCUAGUAAUUACUCAAAGUUCCUAGUGUAACGUUUAAUGUCCACAGAAAAACUUUCCUAGAUGAACAGAUAUACUAACUUUUUUUUGUACAUUUCUGUUGUUGUAGAUAACGAAACGCACAAUGCAGAUUGAAGCGGAUGCAUGUUUAGCAAUUCAUUUUCCCCCUGACUUUACUCGUGUCGAAUAUAUAAACCAACGAAAACUGUUCCUUUGUACUUUCCGUUACUGAUAAACUUUAUUUUUAUUCGAAGCAGCAUAAAAAAGAGCGACAACAUUUUCACAUCUGUUACUUUAUUCUCUUCCUAACCCUGUCCUGAUUUUUCACAUCAAAAUAUAUGAGCAGUAUCCCAUACGGUGCAGGACCUGGUGUUUAUAUGGAACAUGACGGACCCGCUGGUAGUGAAUCCGGAGAUUGAGCUGCCCCAGUUGGACAUUAGCAAUAACUACACCACGGACUGUACCAUCGAGUACUCGACCGGGAACUUCACCUGUCUGGCGGUGGUGUUUAACCUGCGCCGCCGUUUGGGCUACCAUCUGUUCCACACGUACAUUCCGUCGGCGCUGAUUGUCGUCAUGUCGUGGAUAUCGUUCUGGAUCAAACCGGAGGCCAUUCCGGCGCGUGUGACCCUCGGUGUAACGUCACUGCUGACGCUAGCCACCCAGAACACGCAGUCGCAACAGUCGCUACCACCCGUGUCCUACGUGAAGGCCAUCGACGUCUGGAUGUCGUCCUGUUCGGUGUUCGUGUUUCUAUCGCUGAUGGAGUUCGCGGUGGUUAACAACUACAUGGGACCGGUCGCGACCAAGGUGAUGAAGGGCUACUCGGACGAGGACCUGUCGGAGGCGAUCGACUUCAACAACAAGAAUGGUUUCAACAAAACGCAUCGAUCGUCCGAUUUGCCCCAGUACGACACGUUCUGCCACGGCCGGGAGACGGCUCUGUGCAUCGAUAAGUUUUCGCGCUUUUUCUUUCCGUUUUCAUUUUUCAUACUGAACGUCACCUACUGGACGACUUUCCUGUAGGGAGGGAGCAACGUUCUAGAUAAAAGAGAUCUGUCGCUUUGCAGCCUCUAGUUUAAACAGUUUAAGCCUAAGCAGCCUAAAGUGCGUCUAAUAGUGUAACGGUUUAGCUUGUAAUUGAACAAUGUUUCAUGAACGAAAUAAUACACUUGUUGAGCGAUAUUAUUUAGAGAAGUAAACACUUACGGCUGGAUUUUUCUUCAUGUCUGUGAAAGUGAAUCCACGUGGAUCCGAGUAAGGGCUACGGGCCAUACCACGCGUGGGUGCAGUCUAAAACAGGAAAAUAAAGCGGUACUAUUAAAUUUA
Messenger RNA from Wyeomyia smithii (pitcher-plant mosquito), 1558 nucleotides. RefSeq names its product glycine receptor subunit alpha-2-like. The transcript is spliced from 2 exons. Gene Ontology annotation, cellular component: synapse; membrane; neuron projection. NCBI's taxonomy places the organism in Eukaryota, Metazoa, Arthropoda, Insecta, Diptera, Culicidae. The record is from RefSeq and is a predicted model, not a curated record. Gene Ontology annotation, molecular function: neurotransmitter receptor activity; extracellular ligand-gated monoatomic ion channel activity; transmembrane signaling receptor activity. Bases 614 to 1255 code for a protein of 213 amino acids. Gene Ontology annotation, biological process: chloride transmembrane transport; regulation of membrane potential; signal transduction.